Molecule: messenger RNA, 2104 nt
Organism: Cucumis sativus (cucumber)
Lineage: Eukaryota; Viridiplantae; Streptophyta; Magnoliopsida; Cucurbitales; Cucurbitaceae
Product: calmodulin-binding protein 60 C
Exons: 8
Coding region: 682-1890 (402 amino acids)
Biological process (GO): regulation of salicylic acid biosynthetic process
Cellular component (GO): nucleus
Molecular function (GO): DNA-binding transcription factor activity; calmodulin binding; sequence-specific DNA binding
Source: RefSeq, a predicted model, not a curated record
UAUUAUAUGUUCCUGGAGACGUUGCAACAUUGUGUGCUAGAUAACACGCUUUUUUUCGUUUUCUUUUUAUAGUGUUUGGAGCACAUCACUCCUCUUAAACGCCUUUUCUCAAGUUGGUGGGAUGAUUACACUUCCAACAUACAAAACUCAACAAAAGCAAUCACAACUAAAUUGGCAUAUACAAUGUUUUAGUAAUUGAGAGAGACGAUCUGUGGUUUUUCAAAUCACCUACCGGCCAAUUUGUGUACUUCAAGAAAAGAAAGAAGGAAAGAAAAGAAAAGAAAGAAGAAGAAGAAGAAAAACUGGUAUGGCCCAAAGAAAUUAAUUAUUUGAAACAUAAGAAAGAGUUGGAACAAAAAAUGAAAAAGAAAAGGUAAUUUUGAUGAGUGGGGAGUACACGCUUAGCCGGUAGCAGGUUAGAAGAAGCACAUACGUGUAGAUUAUGUGUAAGUCGUCUGAAAAUUUCUCAACAAUUUCUGGAGUUUCUCUUUGUGUAUUGCUAAAACAAAAAGCUCUCUCUUAUGGCUGAUUUUCCUUUCAUCGAUUCCAUAAAACCCAACUCUCCUCCCCUCUCACUAAUUUUCACCACAUCACUUGAAAUUUCUCAAAUAUUUGAUUUUCAAGUUGUGGGCUUUUUCUUUGGAAAAAGAAAGAGAAAUAGAUCGCAAAGGCAUCGACAACAUGAACAACAACAACAACAAAUCUCCUUACGAUGACUGGAACUCUCCGCCCAGCAAAAGAGCUUGCUUUUCUCUUCAGACUAGUUUUGAAGAUGGAUCUGUAGCUGUUGAGCAUGGGUUUGCUGAAAUUCUAUCUUCAAUGAUGAAACCAGUUGUGAAAGAAUUGGUAAGGGUGGAAAUGGAAAAAGUCUUGGAAGUUCACUUCCCUCCCCAUCUUUUAGAAUCACUGAGAAAAGGAAAGGGGAAAGGAGAGGAAGUAACUAAUGAGGGUGGAAUAGGGAAGUACAAGUUAGUGUUUUUGAAUGAACCAGCUUCCGUCAUUUUCACCAACAACCAAAUAAAAGCAGAAAAUGGUGAGCCUUUGCAAGUUGCCAUUAUUGAUGCCACAACUAAUGUCAUUAUCUGCUUUGGCCUUCUUGCUUCGGCCGAAGUCGAGUUCUUACUUCUUGAUGGUGAUUAUGGUGGCUCGGGUGAACAACAACAUUGUUAUGCUUUGUCUGCAAGAGAUGGCAAAAGGCCUUUAAUGGUUGGUAAAGAUCUCAUCCUCACGUUGCAAGAUGGGGUUGCAUCCAUUCUCUCUUUGUCCAUCACCGACAACUCCAGUUGGAUCAAAUCCAAGAAAUUCCGCUUGGCAUUCAAGGUUAAAGAUGAUAAAAUGUUUCCACCAAUUGGCAUGGCUGUCUCCCAACCUUUUAGAGUCAUGGAUCAUCGUGGCGAAGUGAACAAGAAGCACCACCCUCCAAGUAGCGAAGAUGAAGUAUGGCGAUUGGAAGGGAUUGGAAAAGAUGGCACGUAUCACAAAAGUUUGUCUUCGCAUGAUAUAAAAAACGUGGGUGACUUCUUGAAGGCAUAUGAAAAAAAUGGUACCAAUUUGAAAAAGUUGCUUGGUAACAAAGUCCCAAAGAAAACAUGGGAAAUGAUGGUUGCUCAUGCAAAGGAGUGUGUCAAUCCUCCCACUUACGAACAAAUCCCAAAGGUAAAUGAGUGGCCAUGCAAAGUGAUCAUGGGAUCAGAUGAAUCAUUUUUCAACCAAGACCAUGAAGUUUAUGAGGAAAAGAAGAAUUUAGGUGAAGGGAGCUCUCAGAUUUCAGGGAUGGAGGUCUUUGGUGAAGAAUUUGAAUAUGUGCUUGACGAUGGAGGCUUCUCGCCAUGGGUUCUUGUAGAGGGACUCAGAUCCAACACUAUCAACCACAUUGGACAGAAAAGAUAGCAUUCAAACUCAAGCAAUUCAUACAAAACUAUGAUACGUAGGAUUUCAUUCCUUGCAACUCUCAAAUUAAUCACACCUUGUGAAAGUUUAUUUUUUUGUAUUGAUAUGGAAGAUUGAUAAAUCGAACCUAACUUUAACUUCGUGUUACUGUUUGUUGUGGUUGAUUAAUUUUAUUAAAGGUAAAAUUUGAGUAUCAUGUUGAACAAGUUAAAAA